CAGUGUUUCCCGCUUGUAUUCGUAGUUCACAUUUUGUCCAUACCUCUUGUUGAAGUCACACAUGCUUUGAACAAAAAGUAGUAUAUAGCCUUAAAAACAAUUAUUUUUACAUAUUGAUAAGAUAGUUCAUAUAUUUGUAGUUGGCAGCAUUGAAAGCACAGAACAGGUUAGCGUGGAACAAGUGUAGCGUGGUAAAGUGUAUCUAGUUUUCUGGAUUUUUGUAUAUUAUCUACAUAUUAUUUUUAUCAUAACUACAUAACAUUUAGAUGUUACUUAUACUCUCAUAAAAAUUGUAAUGUACUUUCAUGAUAUUAAUUAUUGUAUAGUAAAAACUAAUUUAUGCGAUACCAUACAUUUUAAAAGUAAUAAAAAGCAGAAUUUUUAUAUAGCACAUAAUUAAAUUAAAAUUUCUUGUUGUAGAAAAUUUGUGUAAUGGAAUUAGAACGUCCUGAUCGAUUAAGUCAUUGCACAUGGAGAGCAAAUGCGACAAAUACACCACAUACAAUAAGAAAAGAAUUUUCAAAUCGAAAUAAUGUUUUACCUAACAUUUUGGAAGCUAUUGGUCAAACUCCUAUGGUACGUUUAAAUACCAUUCCACAAUUACAUGGACUAAAAUGUGAAAUAUUUGCAAAAUGUGAAUUUAUGAAUCCUGGUGGUUCUGUGAAAGACAGAAUUGCUUAUAGAAUGAUCCAGGAUGCAGAAGAAAAAGGGAUAUUAAAGCCAGGUUCUACUAUAAUUGAACCAACAAGUGGUAACACAGGGAUUGGUCUAGCAAUGGCUGCAGCUGUUAAAAGAUAUAGGUGUAUUAUUGUUAUGCCGGAAAAGAUGUCCAAUGAAAAAGUACUUACUCUACGUGCACUUGGAGCUGAAAUAGUUAGAACACCAACAGAAGCAGCCUGGAAUAGUCCUGAAAGCCAUAUUAGUAUUUCUCAAAAACUUCAAAAAGAAAUUCCUAAUAGUGUUAUUCUUGACCAAUAUACAAAUAGUGGAAAUCCUCUGGCUCAUUAUGACCAAACUGCAAUGGAAAUUUGGAAACAGUGUGAUGGAAAGUUAGAUUAUGUCGUAAUUGGUGCUGGUACAGGAGGAACUGUCAGUGGCAUUGGACGUAAAUUGAAAGAAUUACAUCCUGAAGUAACAAUCAUUGCAGUUGAUCCUAUCGGCAGUAUUCUUGCAUUUCCAUCUGAGUUAAAUGAACAUGAUGUUAGUUUUUAUGAAGUAGAGGGAAUUGGAUAUGAUUUUCUACCUACUGUGCUGGAUCGUAAUGUAGUAGAUAAAUGGGUAAAAGUUAAUGAUUGUGAAUCACUAAAUGCAGCACGCAUGCUUAUCAAACAAGAAGGAUUAUUAUGUGGAGGUAGUAGUGGUGCUGCUUUGUCUGCAUUUCUAAAAAUUGCAAAAGAUAUUCCUGCAAAAAAACGUGUUGUUAUUAUCUUACCUGAUGGGAUACGAAAUUAUAUGACUAAAUUUGUAUCUGAUAAAUGGAUGGAAAUUAGAGGCUUUUUGGACAUACCAUCACUAGAUGAAUCAAAUAAAUGGUGGUCCAAUUACCCAGUUUCAACUUUAUCCAUAACUAAACCUCCUCUAUUAUCCAAAACAGCUACAUGUCAAGAAGCUAUCCAUAUUCUUAAAACCACAAAUUCACAUCAAGUUGUAAUUAUUGAUAAUGAGGAAAAAGUUAAAGGUGUUCUUACAAUGCAAGUACUUAUGAGUAAGCUAAUAUUUGGUGGAAUUAAACAGACAGAUUGUGUAGAAAAUAUUAUGAUAAAACAUUUCGUAAAGGUCUUAUCUACAACGACUCUUGUAAAACUUUCAUUAGUUCUCGAACAUGAAGCUUAUGUAGUUGUUGUAGAUCAUAUAAACAAUGAUGCUUUAGUUGGAAUUAUAAAUCCUUCUGACAUUGUUAAUUUUAUUUCUAGUAAAGACAAUACUUUACAAACUAAUGGAUCCACAUAAGUUUUUGUAUAUCGCUAUUUUUAUAAUUUUAUAUUAAUAAAUUAAUGGAACAAUAUAGAAUUGUAGACAUAUGUAAUUUAUAUUAAAGAAUAUUAUGGUGGAGUAAGAAUUAAAUGUCAGUAAUGUAUCAA
This is a messenger RNA of Vespa mandarinia (Asian giant hornet), 2081 nucleotides long. RefSeq names its product cystathionine beta-synthase (gene Cbs). Gene Ontology annotation, molecular function: cystathionine beta-synthase activity. Gene Ontology annotation, cellular component: cytoplasm. The record is from RefSeq and is a predicted model, not a curated record. NCBI's taxonomy places the organism in Eukaryota, Metazoa, Arthropoda, Insecta, Hymenoptera, Vespidae.